Micropterus salmoides (largemouth bass) is the source of this 4127-nucleotide messenger RNA. RefSeq names its product corticotropin releasing hormone receptor 1 (gene crhr1). Gene Ontology annotation, molecular function: corticotropin-releasing hormone receptor activity; corticotrophin-releasing factor receptor activity; corticotropin-releasing hormone binding. The transcript is spliced from 14 exons. The record is from RefSeq and is a predicted model, not a curated record. Gene Ontology annotation, biological process: cell surface receptor signaling pathway; adenylate cyclase-activating G protein-coupled receptor signaling pathway. The coding region runs from base 1434 to 2825 and encodes 463 amino acids. Lineage: Eukaryota; Metazoa; Chordata; Actinopteri; Centrarchiformes; Centrarchidae. Gene Ontology annotation, cellular component: plasma membrane; neuron projection.
UAGUGUGUGUGUGUUUAUGUGUGUUUGUGUUAGUGUGUGUGUGUGUGUUUAUGUGUGUUUGUGUUAGUGUGUGUGUGUGUUUAUGUGUGUGUGUGUUAGUGUGUGUGUGUGGAGCACAGAGACAAACCCUGCCAGCUGAAUGCCAAACACAGAGCAGUCACGCUGAGGGAAUAAUGAAUCAGUGACAUUAGCGAAUAAUUAACAGAGACUCAUCGCAGCUGAACGGCUGAUUAAACGUCACUUACUGAGUCUAAUUGGUGAAUUAAUGAAAGAGUGUCGAGUGAAGCGGUGGAAUUAGUUUCUGUACAGGUGACACGCUAUCACAGACUCUGAUGGGGCAGAUAUUAAACUGACUCGGGCUGAUUUCAGAUCAGCAGCUGCAGUCAUGUGACCACCUUGACCACCUCGCAGAACGACGGAGCGGCCAUCUGCCGUGUUGGACCAACACCAGCAGGAGAAUCGGAGUUCUGCUUGCUGAGGAGAAAAAUGUGUAAACUGUGUGAAUUAUUCACCACAGAGGUUUUUUUCUGAUCCGAUUUAUUUUUUAUUGACGUCACUUUGAUAUUUUCAUCCUGUGUGAUAUUACCUGUGGUUAUGAAAGUCUGGACAAACAACGUCAGACCUGCUGCCUGCCUGUCUGCCUGUCUCCUGCUCAGUUUCAGCAUCUCUUUCUACCAAACACACAAAAAGAGAGGACACAGUGGACACACAGAACAUCUGUCUCUCUCUCUAUAUAUACAGCUCUGGAAGAAAUUAAGAGACCACUCACUCCAUAUUGGUCUUAAAUCAGUAUCUCUACAUGUAUGGCAGCCAUUCCAUUCAGUGGCUGUUAAAUUCCAACACAGGCACAUCUCAUUCUAUGACCUGAGCCAAAUCUCAUUUAACGAGGAAAAGUAUAAUAACCACUGCUGUGGUCAUCACUAUCCUCUUGCAAUAAGACCAGCGGGAUGGCAAAAACAGUGCUAGUAGCAACUCAAAGGUCAUCUGAACAGAAAAAGGAACACUUGACCAUGACAAAAGAGUGAGGAAAAGAAGGAUUCAAUUCUGGCUUUACUGGCAGAAGGAUACAGUGAGUGUCAGGUUGUUUCCAUCCCUAAAAUUUCAAAGAUGUCUGUUCAUAAGAUCAAGCAACAGACAUUGGGGGACAACAAAGCUACAGACUGACAGAGGCUGAAAACGAUUGUCCACUGACCGCCAACUCAUUCGAAUUUGUCUCUCAAUGAGUGUCACUGAAUGAAGCAUGGAAGUUAUCCUGGAAGAAAACCUGAUUCCCUCUGCUCAGACAGUGUUUUGAAAGCAAGACAACGCUCCUGGCCACACAGCCAGGUCAAUGUGUGUGGAAGGAGGACAACCAGAUCAAGACCUUGUCAUGGUCAGCCCAAUCUCAAGACCUGAACCCCACUGAAAACCUCUGGAAUUUGAUCAAGAGGAAGAUGGAGGGUCACAAGCCAUCCAUCAAAGUUGAGCUGCUUGAAUUUUUGCGCCAGGAGUGGCCCAAUGUCACCCAACAGCAAUGUGAAGGACUGGAGGAGAGCACGCCAAAACGCAUGAAAGCUGUGGUGUGUGCGUGCCUGUUGCUGAACGGACAAGUCUCUCCGGCAGAGUUAACCUGCGAGGCGCUGAUCCUGCUGUCCACCAACCUGACAGCGAGGACGUUGGCAUUACUCAACCAGACGUUCACCAUCAGCAACACCUCAGGUUUAUACUGUGAUCUGUCUGUGGACGGUAUAGGAACCUGUUGGCCUCGCAGUGCAGCAGGAGAACUGAUCUCCAGACCCUGUCCUGAACAGUUUAAUGGCAUCCAUUACAAUACCACCAACCGGGUUUACAGAGAGUGCCAGUCUAACGGCAGCUGGGCUCCUCGAGGAAACUACAGUCAGUGCACCGAGAUCAUCGUCCUGAGGAAGAGUAAAGUGCAUUACCAGGUUGCUGUGAUCAUCAACUACCUGGGUCACUGUAUCUCUCUGGGAGCUCUGCUGCUCGCCUUCAUACUCUUCAUGAGACUAAGGAGUAUUCGCUGUCUGAGGAACAUCAUCCACUGGAAUCUGAUUUCAGCAUUCAUCUUGAGGAACGCCACCUGGUUCAUCGUCCAGUUAACGAUGACCUCUGCUGUUACCGAGAGCAACCAGGUGUGGUGCAGGUUGGUGACAGCAGGUUAUAAUUAUUUCCAUGUGACAAACUUCUUCUGGAUGUUUGGUGAAGGCUGCUACCUCCACACGGCCGUCGUUCUCACCUACUCUACCGACAAACUCAGGAAGUGGAUGUUCAUCUGCAUCGGCUGGGGUAUUCCAUUUCCUAUCAUAGUGGCCUGGGCUUUUGGGAAGCUUUACUACGACAAUGAGAAGUGCUGGUUUGGGAAGAGGGCAGGCGUUUAUACAGACUACAUCUACCAAGGCCCCAUGAUCCUGGUCCUGUUGAUUAACUUUGUCUUCCUGUUUAACAUCGUUCGGAUUUUGAUGACCAAACUGAGGGCGUCGACCACCUCAGAGACCAUCCAGUACAGGAAGGCGGUGAAGGCGACGCUGGUGCUGCUGCCUCUGCUAGGAAUCACUUACAUGCUGUUCUUUGUGAACCCUGGAGGAGAAGACGAGGUCGCUCAGAUCGUCUUCAUCUACUUUAACUCCAUACUGGAGUCCUUCCAGGGUUUCUUCGUUUCAGUUUUCUACUGUUUUCUCAACAGCGAGGUGCGCUCUGCGGUCAGGAAGCGCUGGAUUCGCUGGCAGGACCGUCACUCCUUCCGGAGCCGGGCGGUGCGAGCCACAUCGCUGCCCACCUCACCGAGCAGAGUCUCCUUCCACAGCAUCAAACAGUCCUCCAACCUCUGACCCCUGACAGACCUGAACCAGUCAGUCAAUCAGAGGCUUUAUUCUGUGUUGGGACCUGGUUCAACCAGCAGGUCAGAGGAAGAUCCACUUCCUCCCUCUGUACGAAUGAAGCCAGAAGUGGCAUAGAGGUCCCGCCCACACAGCUGGCCGACCCAAUCACGAGCAGAACUCAGCUGUCAAUCAUGAUGUGAAACCCCCUUUAAAAGCAUCAGAUAAAUAAAACCAAACUCGUCAGUGAACUCAUCCAAUAACACGGAGGGGGCGGGGUUUAUGACCCGGCCACCAGGGAGCACUCCAUCUUUAUGUACAGGACUGGCCCCGCCCCUCUUCAUGUGCUGACCAAUCACUGGACUUGACCAAGCAGCUGCUUCAGACACAGCGGGCAGCUGGACUGUGUUCCCCUUCUCUAAUGAAGUUUAUUUAUUUGUUUAUGGAUCCGUGUGUUGUUGAUGAGCUAGAAUUGUCCUGUCACAUUGAUCACCAGCUUUCUCCUGUUUUGCACACACUAAGUAGAUCUCAGAUCAGAACAUUUCAGGACCGGCUGCUCAGAGACUUUAUGGCUGCAAACGUUCCUGAAUACAAACCAGAACACGUCAUCGGCUGAACUCUAUACCGACAUGAGAAGCUAACAGGACUCCAGAGGCGUGAAGCUCCUGUACGCAACACGAACACACAUCAGUACAGAACCAACACCAACUGGACAUGAGGGGGCGCUACAGCAAGCUGUCAGCGCUGUAGUGAUAAUACUCAGAUCAGGACGCUGGUAUACGGCUCAGAAUAUUCCCCCUCCUCUGGAAACAUCUGGAGUAAUAAUCGGUAUAUUCGCAGUGACCAGUGAGCUUCGACAGACUGCAGGACUGAUAUGUUUUUGUACUUUAAUAUUUGCACUGGAUGUGUACCUACAAGAAUACUUCGGAAAUAUAUUUAUCUUUAUUGUAAAUGUUGUUGCACUCUGCAGAGUUUAUCUUUUAAUGAAAGGUCGGGCCCGUAGAGGCAGAGAGCAGUCGUGCUCACAGUUACCACAGUAGUGUAGUUAGUACUUGUAGGUAUCGAGGGAAACACUCAGGAUGAAACACAAACUGCUCCUCUUCCUCCCUGAACUUAUCCUCAUCAGCUGGAUAAAUAUCUUAUAUUGAAUUUAUAAUAAUCUCAGAUUCUGAUCGUAUUUAUAAUCUGAGACGUUUCAGUGACACGAGGAGCGCUUGGUUUGUGCACCACAGUAAUGUUUAUCUGAAUAUUGUACCUGUAGCUGGACCUUCUGUAUCUACUGAUGUCUAAUAAAUUAAUAAAUCAUUAAUGGCA